This is a messenger RNA of Nematostella vectensis (starlet sea anemone), 6005 nucleotides long. RefSeq lists its product as uncharacterized. Lineage: Eukaryota; Metazoa; Cnidaria; Anthozoa; Actiniaria; Edwardsiidae. The transcript has a single exon. Bases 1327 to 2526 code for a protein of 399 amino acids. The record is from RefSeq and is a predicted model, not a curated record.
AGUAAUAAUAAAGGAAAUAUUUGUUUGCAAAUAGAAAUUUUAUGCUUUAUUUCGAGCACUGUUUAGUAGCAUGUAUGUUAUGUAAUAUUAUUUGUGGUCGCGUGUCAGCACCAUGUCUGUUAGGAGGACAAAGAGGGGGGUCAAUUAAUUGUGCAUUAUCACAUACACGUGACCGCUUAGCAAGGAUCACUUGUCUUCUGUAACUCGUUGAGAACAGAAGUGUUUUUUGAGUGUGCCACCAUAUUCGGAGGUAAGUUGACCUUGUAUUAUCAUUUUCUGUUCGAAUUGCUAUCAAGUUAUAAGUGAUUCGAACUUUCAUAUUUCUGAUUUGUCAGAAAUUUCGUUAGUUGUCGUAAAUCUCGGGCUGUUUAGGCAUUACUCGCGGCGCAUCUCAGCACGCACGUGGCGGCUGAGAAUUGUUUAGUCAUGGCAGGUAGUGCCCCUAAGGUCUUUAUUUUAGGUCAUUCCUUCGUUCGGCGUUUAAAAAGUGAUAUUUCUUUGCGUUUUGAUCAUCGGGUAUGCAAGGAUUUGGAACUACGUGGCACCGCGACGGUUUGCUUGCACGGCGUUGGCGGGCGGACCGUGAGCAAACUUCACAGCUACGAUCUCCAUGUAGUCAGGAGUUUCAGUCCUGAUGUGGUCAUAUUGGAAAUCGGAACCAAUGACCUUACGUUUUUAAGUCCCAAAGGGUGGGCUCAGCUAUAGAAGAGCUCGUGCGGGUACUUUUUGAUGAAUAUGAAGUGCAUCACGCCGGGCAGUAUUUGUUUUACCGCAGUUUCAAAGGCGCCAUUUUGAAACAUUGUCUUUCCUUUAAGCUUAUGUUUCCGGUACCGCUUUAGCGUAUACUCAAAGUAAUAUUUUACUAGUCCUGGAAACAUUUUUCGGUUUAUUGCCGAUAGGCAGUCACCAAACCUUUAUUAAUCGUUGUGUGCAUGGAGCGUUUGUUUUGCUUCAUUUUUGUUCACGGGAUGAUCCGGCGGGCCGUUAGGCCAUUUCGCGGGCGCUAGCCCGCUGGUUUUUGAGGAGGUGUUUCUUUGUUUGAUAUGGACUCACCUUCCGUUUGUUUGGUGUUUUAUCCACCUUGUUUAUACGGAUUCGUCCCCGUGCAACACAUUUCUUAUGUGGCAAUUUAGGGGAGUCAAUGCGUCGACCUUGCGUCUGACAGACUUUCUCUUUGCCAAAUUUUCUGUUAAAGUUGUUGGUCCAGGACUGGUAAAAUAUGCUUUGUGGAACUGAGUAACAAUUUUCCUUUGAGUUGUUUCAUUAAUUUUUGUUUUUCACUCCACAUUAAUUGCAUUUUCUUUCCUUUUAUUUGGAGUUAUUGCAAUGAGUUCUGCGGGGCCUAAGCGUUCCAGGCGUUUAGCAGCCAGACAGGUUGGGGGACCCAAUCGGGGUAGAACUAACCGAGACGCUGCAGCGGAUGCUCCAGUCAGGGAGAUGAACAUCACCCCUCAGGAGGACAGAGCACCCCAGGUCAGGGGGCGGAAACGGGCCAGGACCAGAAUUACCCAGACCAACGACUCCAAUGUAUCAGACAUCCAGUCAAACAACACCCCUCAGGAGAAGGACUCGUCGAAUGCUCAAGAUGAGAUACACCAGACCCCUCCAUCCCAGGUUCAGAUCCCUGAGAGUGUGAUUCAAGAAGUGGUGCAGCGGGUAACUGCAGAGUUGUCCAAGCAGCUCCUACCCUGUCCAUCAACAUCAACUCAACACCAGGUAGAUCACAACAGUCGUCCAAGUGAAGUGAUUGUGGAGGAGGCUAUUGCCGCAGCACGAGCAGCUCACACCGGCCAACCUGCGAUGCAAGGUACAGGUCCUGCUGCCAUGCCAGGUAACCUCUUCUCCUCCCCCAGUUUGCCGGUGGAUGCCAGGGUAUCUGACAAGUUAAAAGCCAAAAUUUGGCAAAAUGAGUUUGUCGAGUUUGGGCUGCUGCUGGCCAAUCCCAUCCUAGAAGGGAAAUACCAGCUUACUCUCUCCGCCUCCCAAAACGGGGCCAUGCCAGCGUUAAACGUUGAGCCAGUCAGUAAAACCAAAAAAUAUUUAAGCAUAGAGAAUUGGAUAUCAUGUUUCCAUAUUUUUGUGGGUGUCUAUACCCAAAAGUAUUGUCAUGAGGCCCCUGCUCUCAUGAAAUACGGUGAGACCAUUCAGGACCUUGCCAGCCGGGGACAUGAUUGGAGGUACUACGAUGAGAAUUUUAGGUUUUUGCGCCAGGGUCAGCCAAGUGCUUACCCCUGGCAAAACACGCACUGGGAGCUCUGGCUCCGGUCACAGCGAUCUGCCCUACCUUCUUCAGCCAAACAGCAGAAUGAGAGCCGGAAUUUGAGGGGUAACAGUCUUGUCAGGGGAUAUUGCUAUCGAUUUAGUAGGGGUAACCCUUGUUCAGGUGACUGUGGUUACAAACACAAGUGCCAUAAGUGUGAUGGCGACCACAGGCCAGGGGCCUGUACUUUUCGUGCCCCUAAGAGAACCUCCAAUCAUUCCCCGGCUGCAAGCCCCCAGGCUAAACCACAACAACCAAGGUCUUGAGCUACCCACUCCUGUCAGUGCUGAUAGGUUGGCCUCAUUAUUAGUAGGUUAUGAUGCGGUUAAGGUUUCUAUUCUUUUCAACGGUUUUCAGUUUGGUUUUGCUUUGCAUUAUGAGGGCAGUCGUGAGUCGGCAGUUUCUGGUAACUUGUUGUCCACCAAGGACAAUCCUGAGGCCGUAGAUAAAAAACUUAUAACAGAAUUGCAAUCUGGGCGUUUAGCCGGACCUUUCGUCACUCCACCCUUGGUCCCUUUCAGGGUUUCGCCCCUAGGUUUGGUACCCAAGAAGUUGCCUGGGGACUUCAGAUUAAUUCAUCACCUGUCAUACCCCAAGGGCUUGUCUGUGAAUGAUGGCAUUUCAUUGGAACAUUCCACAGUGCGCUAUGCCACGAUUGGGGAUGCCAUUUCCAAGAUUAGGGCUGCAGGGCGGGGGUGUUUUUUGACUAAAACCGACAUCAAAAAUGCCUUUAGAAUUAUUCCUGUCCGACCUCAGGAUUAUAAUUUACUUGGCAUGCAAUGGAAAGGGUUUUACUAUCAUGAUCGUUGCAUGCCCAUGGGCUGCUCUAGCUCUUGCAAAACAUUUGAGUUAUUCAGCACUGCCUUGGAGUGGAUAGCUUUGGAGAAAUUGCGAUUACCACAGGUAGUCCACCUACUAGACGAUUUUCUUUUUAUUUCGCCAAGUCAACACUUAGGUGUCAUGCAUUUGAAUUUAUUUUUGGAUGUUUGUAAUUAUUUGGGAGUCCCAAUAGCCCCUGAAAAGACACUAGGGCCUUCCACUACAUUAUCCUUUGCUGGAAUUGAACUAGAUACUAUACUGUUUGAAGCACGGCUGCCUGUAGACAAGAUUCAGAAGUGUUUAGAUACCAUCUCUAAAUUUCUGACUAGAAAGAAAGUCACAUUGAGGGAGCUACAGUCUUUGAAUGGCCUACUGAACUUUGCAUGUUCAGUGGUUGUCCCAGGCCGUGCAUUUCUUAGGAGACUUAUCGAUUUGACAAUAGGCAUCAAUUCGCCUUUGCAUUACAUUAGGUUAUCAAGGGAGGUCAAGGCGGAUUUAAGGGUUUGGCAGUGUUUUCUUGAAGAUUUCAAUGGUAAAUCAUUCUUUUUGGAGGAUACCUGGCACAGUUCUGAUAAGCUUAAGUUAUACACAGAUGCAUCUGGAGCUAUAGGUUUUGGGGCUGUUUUCGGAAAUAAGUGGUGCUAUGGUACAUGGCCAGACAACUGGAAGCAUCGUAACAUUGCGAUAUUGGAGUUUUAUCCCAUAGUUCUCAGUCUCUUACUCUGGGGCAAUGACAUGAGCAAUAGGUGUAUCCUAUUCUUGACUGAUAAUGAAGCAUUAGUACAUGUGAUAAAUAAGCAGUCCUGUAAGGAUAAGGAAUUGAUGUUUUUUGUGCGGCAAUUAGUUUUGACAUGUCUGAAAAAUAACAUAUUUUUCAAGGCGAAACACAUUCCUGGUGUUCGGAACAGCUUAGCCGACUCCUUAUCUCGUUUACAGCUUCAGAGAUUCAGAUUAAUGGCUCCUCCCACAGUGGAUCAGCUGCCAGCGGAGAUUCCAGCCCAUCUGCAGCCUCAGAACUUGCAACUGUUGUAACUAAACUAUUGCAGUCUAGCUUACAGCCAUCUUCUAUGCCAAUUUAUAGGAGAGCUUGGAACCUUUUUUCUCAGUUUAUUUAUGCUACCAACAUUGCCUUUUCAGCAACCCUUCCUAUUUCACCUUCCACAUUAGCUUUGUUCAUAGCAUAUCUUUUUGACAAGAAUUAUGCUCCCGCAACAGUGAAUACCUAUGUUUCAGCCUUAGGCUAUCUACAUAGGCUUUCAGAUUUGCCAGACCCUUCUAAAGCCUUUUUCAUUUUGCAGAUGCUUAAGGGUUACGGAAAAAUAGGUUUCCGUUUAGAUUCGCGCCUUCCAAUAACCCUCCCAAUUCUUCAUAAACUCAUAGAGGCUGCAAAUAAUUUCUCAUUGAGUAGUUUUCUUAUUGCGCGGUUCCAAGCUAUGUGUCUUUUAGCUUUUCAUGCCUUCUUACGAGUUGGUGAGAUAACCACCUCCUCGGGUAACAAAGGUAAUCCCCCUCUUGCUAUCUAUCAAAUUACCAAAAUGGUCAAUGAACAAAAGGAAAUUGUAGCUCUUAAGCUUACCUUUGGUAAUUUUAAGCAUAGUUACAAUCAGCACCCAUUUUCAAUCGAAGUAUCGCGUAGGAAUGAUGUUUGUCCGGUACAACAUAUUAUGAAGUAUUUAUCUCUCCGGGGUAGUGGGCCAGGACCUAUUUUUAUUUCUGCGGAUGGUUCCCCUGUACCUAGAUCAGAAUUUACGGACAGGCUUUCAGUUGCCAUUAAAUCAUGUGGGUUAGACCCCUCCAGAUACAAGGGCCAUAGUUUCAGAAUAGGUGCUGCUUCUAAUGCUGCAGAUGCUGGCAUGUCCGAUGCGCAGAUUAGGGCCUUAGGCCGCUGGAAAUCCAAUGCAUUUCUGAAAUAUAUUCGCAUCCAAUCAGUGUCCACAUCUGUUUAGAACCAGAAGGCAACUUGCAGGGGGAGUUGUCCUUCACGCUUGGCCCUGAACUGAUUCUUUGUCUAGCAAGGGCAGCGGAGAUUUUGUUUCGGGGUCAAGAGUACAUUAGCAUUUGCAACUUGGUAUCUGGCUAGCAAAGGCGGCAGGUUUAAUGCUGCAUACUUUUUACGCAACUUGCAAGGGCAGUUGCCACUCAUUCUUGGCUCUGAAGUGGGGCCUUGUCUAGCAAGGGCAGCGGGGUUCUCUAUUUCAGAGCCAAUGAUUUGUCAAUAACAGUUGGAUUAUAGUUAUCAAUAAGGUUGUUUUUCCUAAGUAUGUGCUGUUUUUCCUUUGGGUGGGGCUAGCAUCAUGUUUGUGAUGCUUUUGGCGUUUUGUUGCCCUCACCUUUACUGGGCUAAGAUAAUUGAAAAUAUUGUAAAUAUAAAGUGAAAAAAUAAUUAUAUUAAAUACGGCUUUGGGCGUGGCCCAUAGCCAAUUAAGUCCAUACAAUGGUGUGGUCUACAUUGAUCGGGGUUGGGCCCAGUAAACUAGCUUCAGGAAAAGCAGCAUUUUACCUUGUAAUUGCGAGAGAGAAAAGCAUAAAGGAAAUAUUUGUUUGCAAAUAGAAAUUUUAUGCUUUAUUUCGAGCACUGUUUAGUAGCAUGUAUGUUAUGUAAUAUUAUUUGUGGUCGCGUGUCAGCACCAUGUCUGUUAGGAGGACAAAGAGGGGGGUCAAUUAAUUGUGCAUUAUCACAUACACGUGACCGCUUAGCAAGGAUCACUUGUCUUCUGUAACUCGUUGAGAACAGAAGUGUUUUUUGACCCACCACCUCCCCCUUUUCUCCUCCUCACACUAUCAGAUUUUAGAGUUGUCAAGUUGGUUGCGUUUUGUUGCCCUCACCUUUACUGGGCUAAGAUAAUUGAAAAUAUUGUAAAUAUAAAGUGAAAAAAUAAUUAUAUUAAAUACGGCUUUGGGCGUGGCCCAUAGCCAAUUAAGUCCA